This is a messenger RNA of Acanthocheilonema viteae, 1500 nucleotides long. Lineage: Eukaryota; Metazoa; Nematoda; Chromadorea; Rhabditida; Onchocercidae. The record is from the annotation of a GenBank genome assembly.
AUGACCAAAGAAAGGACUGUAGCAGCGAUUGGAUCUUUUGGAAUAGAAAAUGAAAAAAAUGGGAAUGGAAAUCAUCGUAAUGAACAAGGCUUAGGAUGGAUUAUAACAAGUUUGUUUCUGGUCGGUGAUUUGGCUGGUGGUGGAAUUGUCGCAUUACCGGCAGCUAUUGUGCAAACAAAUUUUUGGCCCGGAUUAAUAAUAAGCACCAUCAUGGCUUUAGCAAUGGCAUAUACAGCACAUAUGUUGGGUCUUGGUUGGGUAAUUCUGCAGCGCAGAUGGCCGGAAUAUCGAGAACACUGUCGAAAACCGUAUCCUGAAAUGGGUGCACGUGCAAUGGGCAACACUAUAAAGCAUGUAGUAUCAGUGUGUAUUGACAUAACACAAUUUGGUAUCGCCGUUGUAUACCUGAUAUUAUCAGCUAAAAAUAUAAGCGAUUUUAUCGAUGCUUUCUUCAAAAUUGAAAUAUCAUUUUGCUAUGUAAUAUUAGCAGUUGGUAUCGGUCUCCUGCCAAUUACAUUCCUAAAGUCACCACAAGAUUUCUGGUGGGCUAUAAUUCUGGCAAUGAUUACAACAACACUUGCCUUAAUUAUGGUUAUGAUCGGUGCUGUGAUGGAUUAUUCCACAUGCGCACCGGAACGUGCCUUUAACACCAAUGUAUUACCAGCAAAUUAUUUUCUUGCACUUGGCACUAUUUUAUUUUCGUACGGUGGACAUGCAGCAUUUCCAACAAUUCUUCAUGAUAUGCGAAAACCGUAUCACUUUACGCGAUCAUCCAUUUUGGCAUUCCUUAUUGUAUAUAUGCUUUACACACCAGUUUGCAUUCUGGCUUACCUGACAUACGGAAAUUCAUUACGUGAAUCGAUUCUUAAUUCCGUUCAAAAUACCGCUCUACAACAGGGCGCUAAUAUUUUAAUCACUCUUCAUUGCAUACUUACACUUACUAUUGUCUUCAAUCCUCUUAAUCAGGAAGCUGAGGAAAUUUUUGGCGUACCGCAUCAUUUUUGCUGGCAAAGAGUAUUGGUUCGAACGGGAAUGAUGAUGGCUGUAGUUUUUGUCGGAGAAAGUUUACCAUCAUUUGGACCAUUGUUAGGUUUAGUUGGUAGUUCAACUUUAACUUUAACUUCACUCAUAUUUCCAUGUUUGUUUUACCUGUACUUAACAGUUGGUGAUGAAAUAGCCGAAGAAAAAGGAAAGAAAAAGCCAGAUGAGAUACCUUCUUUUACCGAAGUGUUGGUACGAUCACCCAGACGACGUUUGAUCAUCUGUUUAUUAAUUAUUGUGGGUGGAUUCAUCGGUGGUGGAUUAGCAGUUUAUACAUCCAUCAAGGAAUUAGCAACAACACGAUUCACUGAGCCAUGCUAUGUUAAGCCAUUCUUAUCGUCUAACGAUUCAAAAUCUCUCGAUGGUUAUCUGAAUUGUUGUGGAAUGUGGCAGAAUAUUACACGGCUAGGCGAUAAUUCCGAUUGCAAUCCCUAUUUUGAUUUUUAUAGUGAAAAAUAG